AUGUCAUUCUUUUCUCCAGCAUACAGAGAAGAAGAUACAGGGUGUUUCAUGGAUAAACAAAAUGAUGGCAAUAUAUCUUAUUUUAUGAUCCAAGGUUUUUCUGAUUUCGAUCAAAUGCAGAUUCCUAUCUUUACGGUGCUACUGAUGGUUUAUUUCAUUAUUUUGAUGAGUAAUUUGACCGUUUUAGUUGUGAUUUUAGUGGAUUCUCACCUGCAUACCCCAAUGUAUAUGUUUCUUAUCAACCUUUCAUUCCUUGACAUCUCAUUUACAUCAAAUAUUGUACCUCAUCUGUUAUAUUCUCUCAUCACCCAGCAGUGGUAUAUCUCGUUUAUGGACUGCAUGAUUCAGAUGUACUUUCUUCUCUCAUUUUUUUGCACUGAUUUCAUUCUGUUAGCAUCAAUGGCAUAUGACAGAUAUGUUGCAGUCUGUCACCCCCUUCUGUAUGUAUUUCAUAUGAGCCAAAAACGCUGCACUUUCUUUGUAUCUGCAGCUUGGAUCAUUGGCUUUUUGGACCCUACAUCAUAUGUUGUCCUUAUAUCUAAAUUUUCCUUCUGCACCUCCAACAUCAUUGACCAUUUUUUCUGUGAUCUUGCCCCGCUCCUAAAACUUUCUUGUAGUGAUACUUUCCAAAUUGAGGUAUUAAACUAUGUUGAAAGUGCACUAGUGACAUUGAACUCAUUUGUACUAACUGUUAUCUCAUAUAUCUUUAUUAUCUCUGCUAUCCUGAAUAUUAAAUCCGCUGAAGGUCGGCAUAAAGCCUUUUCCACCUGCACCUCCCACCUCACCUGUGUUAUCAUAUUCUAUUCUACAAUUAUUUCUUUAUAUAUCAGGCCAAUAUCAACAUAUGCUCCUAAACAGGACCAAUUUUUUGCUCUUUUGUACAUUGUACUAAUCCCUUUACUAAAUCCUUUUAUUUACACAUUAAAGAACAAAGAAUUUCAGGCAGCUGUGAGGAAACUUAGAAGAAGCAGGUUGUCUUUUUACCGUUGA
Messenger RNA from Xenopus laevis (African clawed frog), 990 nucleotides. Its product is annotated as olfactory receptor 1019. The record is from RefSeq and is a predicted model, not a curated record. NCBI's taxonomy places the organism in Eukaryota, Metazoa, Chordata, Amphibia, Anura, Pipidae. The coding region runs from base 1 to 990 and encodes 329 amino acids. The transcript has a single exon.